AUGCGGUGGCUCAGCUCCUUGUCUACGCUCCUUGUCCUGCUUCUCCUCUGCCCCCCUUCGUUUUAUGCACAGGAGGUCCAUGUACGCCUUGCAGGCUUAAACCGGCGCAGUACAAACGAAGGACGUGUGGAGGUGCUCUACAAUGGCGCAUGGGGCACUGUGUGUGAUGAUGAGGUAGAUCUUAACCUGGCCAAUGUGAUAUGCCGGCAGUUGGGCUUCCAGCGCAGCUUGACCUGGGCACACAGUGCCAGGUUUGGCCAAGGACAAGGUGUGAUCUGGUUAGACAAUGUGCGCUGCAGAGGCACAGAGGCCUCUAUUGCAGAAUGUCGUUCCAAUGGUUGGGGGGUCAAUGACUGUAGCCAUGCUGAGGAUCUAGGAGUUGUUUGCAGCCCAGAAAGGAGACCCGGUUUCCCUGCUGUGACUGUAGAAGAGAGUCCUUCAUCUUCCAACCAGCAAAGACAGAGAAACCAGUCACCAAGACAGUCUCUGUCGCCCCCAGCUCCACCUCCAGGCCCAGCACACAUCUCAUCUGCCUCUCAAAGAGGCCAUGAGAUUGCUCUCCAUCGCAACCCAGUCUCUUCCCGCCGUAGCAACAUCUCCCCGCAAGAAAAUGGUCAUGAGAUCCAGAUCUUGCGACGAAAUCGAGGUGGUUCAAGAGACAACAACCAAGUCAGCCCAGCUGCUCCACAAGGGCACCAGCUACUUUCACGUCUGGCAAAUGGUGAAACUUACAGGCAAAGACAGGAAACGGCACGGAGCAGUCCACAGGCAGGGAGACAACAGGAAGAGGAGAGGGUGAACAGGCAGUCCCAAUAUCAGCCUGAAUCCCAGAUCCCCUCUGGGAGGAGGAGUGACAGGAAUCAGCAGCUCAGUGGGAACCAUGUUGAACCAGAAACUCUUUAUCCAGACAUAGGAGCGGAGAAUGGUGCAUACUACACACAGGGAUCUGAGAGAGUUCACUUAGAGGAGGCUCGUCUGCGGCCAGUGUUGUCCAGCAGCCACGGCGGUCUGGUCACAGAGGGAGUGCUGGAAGUGAAGCAUGCUGGGAAGUGGCGUCAUGUAUGUAAUCGUGGAUGGGACCUGAGCAGCAGCCGUGUUGUCUGUGGCAUGUUAGGAUUCCCUGCAGCAGAAGCGUUUGAGCAAAACGCCUACCGGAAACUGUGGGACUCCAAGCUGGCUGAUCCUUCCUCCAGGCUGAGGACACAGAUCAGUAAGAAGGGUUACUGGGUGGAGAAGGUGCAGUGUCAGGGUGUGGAAACAUCUUUGUCACAGUGUCAGGCCCUGCUGUCCCUGGCCAGGAGCGAUGUCCCAUGCAGAGGGGGCAUGCACGCCGUGGUCCGUUGUGUACCCGGAUCCCAGUUCGCGCGCAACGGCAGAGCACCUGCACCGCCUGCAGUGCCGCCUGUUGUGCGUCUGAAGGCCGGGCCCCGUCUCGGGGAGGGCCGCGUUGAGGUGCUGAAAGAAGGCAAGUGGGGCACCAUAUGUGACCAUCUGUGGGACUUACCUGCAGCCAGCGUGGUCUGCAGAGAGCUGGGUUUUGGGACUGCCAAAGAGGCACUGACCCAGGCUCAGCUGGGACAGGGUACUGGUCUCAUCCACAUGAACAGUGUCCAGUGCACAGGCAGGGAGAAGUCAAUUACCGAGUGCCACUCCAGACCAGUGCCUCUUUACACUUGCAAACACAGCCAGGAUGUGGCAGUCCGCUGCAACGUCCCAAAAACUGGAAUGGAAGCCACGGUGCGUCUGGCAGGAGGCAGAGAACCAUCGCAGGGCCGUGUGGAGGUGCUGAUGGAAAUCGGAGGAGUGAAACGCUGGGGCUCUGUCUGCAGUGAAAACUGGGGCCUGAAUGAGGCCAUGGUGGUCUGUCGUCAGCUUGGCUUGGGCUUUGCCUCAAGUGCUCAUCAGGAGACUUGGUACUGGCCUGGAUCCACAGAUGCUGGUGAGGUGUUGCUCAGUGGGACACAUUGCAUUGGCACUGAGAUGUCUAUUCAGCAGUGCCGCAGAAAUGCACACGUCUACUGUCCAAGAGGGGGAGAUGGCAGGGCAGCAGGAGUCACAUGUGUAGAAACUGCUCCUGACCUUGUACUGGAUGCACAGCUCGUCCAAGAGACUGCUUACAUCGAGGAUCGGCCUCUUCACCUUCUGACUUGUGCUAACGAGGAAAACUGCCUGUCCUCCUCUGCCGCCAGAAUGAACUGGCCCUACGGACACCGCCGCCUGCUACGCUUCUCCUCCCGCAUUAUGAACAUGGGUCGUGCCGACUUCCGACCACGAGCCCCAAGAGAAAGUUGGGUAUGGCACCAGUGCCACAGACACUACCACAGCAUUGAGGUGUUUACCCACUAUGAUCUGCUCACACUCAAUGGGACAAAGGUAGCUGAAGGUCACAAAGCCAGCUUCUGUCUGGAGGACACCUACUGUCCUGAUGGUCUCCAUAAGCGAUAUUCCUGUUAUAACAUGGGACAACAGGGAAUCUCAGUUGGCUGCUGGGACACCUACCGGCAUGACAUUGACUGUCAGUGGGUGGACAUCACAGACAUACGACCUGGUGAAUACAUCUUUCAGGUGGAUGUGAACCCGUCUUUAGACAUGGCUGAGUCUGAUUUCCAGAACAAUGUGAUGCGCUGCCGCUGCAAGUACGAUGGAGCUCGGGUUUACAUGUUUGGAUGCCAUGCAGGCGACGCAUACAGCGCUGAGGCGGAGGACUUGUUCGACCACCAGCGUCAGAUCUCCAACAACUUCCUGUGAAUUAUGGGAGACCCAAAUCUGUUAACAGAACAACUGUAGAACUCCUCAUCACACCUCAACAUAUAUGGGGAGGGAGGGUGAAUGAUAAUUACUUGCCAGUAAACAAAGAGGUGGGGAUCAGAGAGAGGAGGGUCUGUACACAGGAAUGAUUUGGGAGGGAUGGAGUGACUUUAUUAAAAAUGAAAAACAGUAUCCUGUGACUGAUUAUGAUCAGCAAUGAGUUUUGUUGUUAGAAAGUCAAAGAGAUUAAAGGAAAAAAAUGUUUAAACAAGAAAAAAAACACAUUAAAGUCAGAUAUCAUAAGCAUCAUGACACCAUAAUAGACAUACAAUAGUUUACAAUUUUCAGAACUUGAUGUUUUAACACUUACCUUGACUAAAAAGUAACAUGAAGGCAUAUGAGAACAACUUUGCAGUACAUCACCAGACUGUAGUCCAUAAAUCUCUGUACCUGCUUACUGUGCUUUCCAUCAUCACACUGCAAAAUGUAGCAUUUAUUGUUACAGCUGUGUGGUUUUUGGUUUUAAAUGAGAUUUAUUUUUCAUGGUGCUAUUUUGCCUGUUUUGAAUAAAUAUUGUAAUGUAUUGCAAAUGUAUUGUCAUGUACAGUUUUAUAUUACCUCUCUGGAAUAAUGUUCUUAAGGUCUCUAAUUUAUGCAGAAUUUUAAUGUACUUUUGAGUUGAAAGCUGUUUGUAUUGUUAAUUUUAUUAUGAUAACUAUCUCCACUUUGUUUGUUCUUUACCUGUUUAACAUUGGGAACAACAGACGAGAUCUGGUUGUACCACAGUAUUGCGUCAGUACUUGGUAAUGGUAGAGAAAGAAUAAAUGUCAGAUUGAAAACUGUCA
Molecule: messenger RNA, 3593 nt
Organism: Haplochromis burtoni (Burton's mouthbrooder)
Lineage: Eukaryota; Metazoa; Chordata; Actinopteri; Cichliformes; Cichlidae
Product: lysyl oxidase homolog 4
Biological process (GO): peptidyl-lysine oxidation
Cellular component (GO): membrane
Molecular function (GO): protein-lysine 6-oxidase activity; copper ion binding
Source: RefSeq, a predicted model, not a curated record